UUUCUUUUAAUAUUUUCUUAUGCUUACAAUUACAAUUUGUGUAUUUAUUCCAUUUUCGGUUGAUGUAUUAAUGAAAGGGAAUUUAUUAUUUGCUUGCUGUUCCGACUCUAAAUAUAUAAUUCUAUAUGUUUAUGUCAAUGGAAUAUAAGAUUAAUAAUUAAUGAGGGCGAUUAUUAUCAAGAAUACAAUGUCUUUUUUAACUCUUACCAUUGGUCAGCUACUUACCUUAUAAUUCAAGCUAACAUACAACUCAGUUUGAGUUAAAAGAAAAUGGGGAAUCUUUUGUGUUGUGUGCAAGUUGAUCAAUCUACAGUGGCUAUGAAAGAGGGUUUUGGAAAAUUUGAAGAGGUGCUUCAGCCAGGAUGCCAUUGCAUGCCAUGGUUCCUUGGAAAACGAAUUGCUGGUCAUCUCUCUCUUCGGCUACAGCAAUUGGAUAUAAAAUGUGAGACCAAGACAAAGGAUAAUGUCUUUGUGAACGUCGUUGCUUCUAUUCAAUACCGUGCCUUGGCAGACAACGCCAAUGAUGCAUUUUACAAACUUAGUAACACAAGGUCCCAGAUUCAAGCUUAUGUUUUUGAUGUAAUUAGAGCAUAUGUUCCAAAACUCAACUUGGAUGAUACUUUUGAGCAGAAAAAUGAAAUCGCAAAAGCUGUGGAAGAAGAACUUGAGAAGGCUAUGUCAGCUUAUGGCUAUGAAAUUGUUCAAACACUGAUUGUUGAUAUAGAGCCAGACGAGCAUGUGAAACGGGCUAUGAAUGAAAUCAAUGCCGCUGCAAGAAUGAGAGUGGCAGCUAAAGAAAAGGCAGAGGCAGAGAAGAUCUUGCAAGUAAAGCGAGCCGAGGGUGAGGCUGAAUCUAAAUAUCUCCAUGGGGUGGGUAUUGCUCGUCAACGUCAAGCCAUUGUGGAUGGUUUGAGAGACAGUGUGAUUGGAUUUUCAGUUAAUGUACCAGGGACAAGUGCUAAAGAUGUCAUGGAUUUGGUCCUUGUCACUCAAUACUUUGACACUAUGAAAGAAAUUGGUGCUGCCUCCAAAUCUUCUGCUGUGUUCAUUCCACACGGACCUGGUGCUGUUCGCGAUGUAGUAAGCCAAAUUCGUGACGGACUUCUCCAGGGUUCUCAUGAGUAGCUUCUAUUCCUCCUACUUUUUAUCUGAUCUGUAUAAGAGUGCGGUGAUUUUUUAAUGCUUUUUGUCUCUGCAGUAUGUCAUAUGACUUUGUGUGAGGGUAAACUGCUAAUUUGGUCCUCCAAAUAUUAUGGUAUCACUUAUCGAUCUUGUAAAGAUAUUUUUGUCGUUAAGGCAAUCCUUCAAUGAUUUGAAAUGUUUUGGAUUUGGUGAUAAAGUCUUUGGAGGGCGAUUUAGUGCAACUACUAUUGUAUUAUACUUGCAGAUUGUAACUCUUAUUACCGAUACGAGUUUUGUACAUUAUAAAUUAUGCACAACUAGAUAUCAGAUAGCCCUGUAUAAUGUAUAGACAAGUUUUCUAAAUUGUGAAAGUUGCAUUCGAGAAAAAAUUUAUAUA
Messenger RNA from Medicago truncatula (barrel medic), 1519 nucleotides. RefSeq names its product hypersensitive-induced response protein-like protein 1. The coding region runs from base 271 to 1125 and encodes 284 amino acids. The transcript has 6 exons. The record is from RefSeq and is a predicted model, not a curated record. Lineage: Eukaryota; Viridiplantae; Streptophyta; Magnoliopsida; Fabales; Fabaceae.